Komagataella phaffii GS115 is the source of this 1068-nucleotide messenger RNA. RefSeq lists its product as hypothetical. The transcript has a single exon. The record is from RefSeq and is a predicted model, not a curated record. The coding region runs from base 1 to 1068 and encodes 355 amino acids. Lineage: Eukaryota; Fungi; Ascomycota; Pichiomycetes; Pichiales; Pichiaceae.
AUGAUCUCUAAGCUAAAAUUCAAAGGGGACUCAGACAGCCGCAAGAAAAACAAGAAGAAUGCUGACAGUAAAGCAAAAUCAAAAUCCAAAGUUAGACGAUCUCUAAGCACGGAAUUAUCUAGGCAAGAGCCGCAAGCUGCCUCCUUAGGCGCUUCUACUUUUCGCAUCAACAAUAGUCUAAGGAAAUUCAAGGAUAUCGACAAGGAUGACUUGGAAGCAGGAUGGAGUGUGGCUGCUACUUGUGAAGAUAUAAGUGGACCCACGAUACUUUUAGUUAAUGGUGUAGACUCCCCAAGGGCCUUAGCUUGCGUCAAUGAAUCCAUGACGACAGAUGACCGAUUGGAUUUAAUUGAUGUUGAUGAAACUGUCAAUUUUAAUGAGAGCAACAAUUCAGAAUUUGCGGCAGAAAAGGAAAUGUUUCGACUAGAGCCAACGCAAACUUCACAGGUAUUUGUUUCUACGCCGUUAGAUAAGCUUUUGUUGAAUGAAUCAGACCAAAAAGAUCCAGAUUACGGCAAGACCUUUCUAAGGAUGGCUAUGAAAUCCAACGAAGACAAAUAUUUAAGAUAUGAUAGAGAUACAGAUCAGUUGAUUGGUGAUUCUGUUACCAUAACACAUGAUACCAUUUUGACUUUAAGGAGGCUUCCAGAUCAAGGCUAUGGUGUAUGGUCGAUAACAGUCGGCUCAGACCCUUCACUGAAACUGGUAUACUUAGCUGAGAGUGACAAGGUCCGGGUCAUAAAAGAUGAAGAGAAUAUAUUGGAUCUUGAAACAACAAGUAUAGUAAUGAGGGUCCAGACAAAGAAUACCAAAUUGGGUCGCCAGAUCAUGGAGUACCAUGACUUUGCCACUCAAGAAAAUAUCGUUGAUUUGAACGAUCUUGAUCUUCAGAAGUAUAAGGAUGAUAGGUUAAUUUCGGAAAAACUUUUGGAAUUACAGAGGCUAAAAAUCAAGGUAGAUGAGGAUUUGAUUUCAAGGGUGCAACAAGCGGUGCAAAACAGUGAAAUAAAUGAAUUUAUGGUUAAACUGAAAGAACAAAGAACCAGUGACUCCAGCAGGUAUUAUUGA